AGCAGAGCAUUCAGCUCUUGGUAAUCAUCAAAGACGACUAACAUCUUGGCGACUAACAACACUCUUCUGAAGAAAUGAAAACCACUUUAUAGCGCUUUGGUCUGCUGAUGGUUGUUUACCUUCUUCCUUCACUUCUUUUAAAUUGUUUUGGGAAAGUGACAAGAUUCUGAAAUGUGCCACGUGGGAAAUAUACAUUUUCGAGCAGGAACAUUCAGGUUGUUGGAGGACUUGGAUGGAGAGUGACUGACAUUUUCCUCUGAGGUACGCAUCUGGCCAGGAGUAAAAAAAAUGGAAUAUCUAAAAUCCCUCGGAGGGUUGACAUUGAUUUUGGUUUAAAGGAAGAGGUGAAAUGUUUUGUUCUUGUUUUUGAACUCUAACCUGUCAUGAGUUUGUGAACGAGAGAAAAAAAAGGAGAGGGGAAAGUUAGUGACGCCUGGACAAACACAUGUUAAAUGUAAUCAUGUUUACCAUCCAUCCCUGUCAGCUGCACAUGCAAUCUCACAGGUAUGGGGAUAAAUUGGGAUGAAAAGCGAGGACAAGGACAAGCUUUUUAGGAGAUUCCAUCCAGCUUUACAAGAUAAAGUCUUUUUCUCCUCGUCUUCUGCAAAAACCGCUAAGUGCAUUAGAGAGAAACAAAGUUGCUGGUAAACUGUCAACAAUUAAAUGAAAUUCCAUUUUUUUAAAACAUAGAGCUAAUAUUUUUAACAUGAGUGCUGCUUUGAGAAGCCCAGACUUCAAGGAUGUGAAACCUGCGACUUCUGUUGCUCAGUUUUCGAACAGAUUUUAUAGGUUUCUGUGUUUUCUUCUCUUUUUUCAUGAAUACAGUAAGUCCCAGGUUUGGAUUUGGGUAUUUUGAAUACGAGAAACACUCCUGACUCAUUGUUUUGCCUGUUUUUCCAGACCCUUGAGACGCACAGCGAUAUUACCCAAGCUAUUUAAUUUUUACAGACACCCAAUUGUCCCUUAAGAUCAAACAGCUGCUCUCUUCGUUGCUCUCAAUUCAGCAGUCUGCUAUUUUUGUUUCCCUCUAUGAAUGAUCAUCUGUUGAUCCUGACAGACAUUUCAAGGCUACAGUUACCUCUGAGAUGUUGGAACACCCAACACAGAUGUUGUAUUAAAGAAUACUUCAUAAAUCAAGGGACACACGGUGAUGCUUUAUGGUAUUCUGCAAGUAAAUGCUUCUUCAAAUUUUUAUUUUCUUACUCCAGCCUGACUGAAUUUCCUGGCAGCAAUCCUUCAUGGUGGCAACAUGUCCGACUUGAUCUCUAACACCGUCAGUACCUUCAAUACUCUGGAGUCCAACCCUUGGCCUUCAACUUUUCCUGAUAACUCAACACACUUUAGGUGUCAGGUGAGCGAUGUAGUCCGCAAUGGGAUUGAAACGCAACCCGCAAACUGGUCACAACACAAUGCCCUGGGACAAUUCGGAUCUCGUUGCCUUCACUCUGAAUCGUCGGUGGAGAAGAACUGGCCAGCACUGCUGAUUUUGGUCGCCAUUGGCGUUACAGUCAUGGGCAACAUCCUGGUAAUCCUGGCGGUUUCAUUUGAGAAAAAGCUGCAGAACGCCACUAACUAUUUCUUGAUGUCAUUGGCAGUGGCUGACAUGCUCCUCGGCAUCUUGGUGAUGCCGGUUUCCAUGGUGACCAUUAUCUACGAUUACAAGUGGCCUCUUCCCUCUGACCUUUGUCCAAUCUGGAUCUACCUGGAUGUCCUAUUUUCCACAGCGUCUAUCAUGCAUCUCUGCGCCAUUUCACUGGAUCGAUACAUUGCCAUAAGAAACCCAAUCCACCAUAGUCGCUUCAAUUCUCACACUAAGGCUCGCAUCAAGAUCAUGGCAGUAUGGACCAUCUCAGUGGGGAUCUCAAUGCCGAUUCCUGUGUUGGGACUUAGAGACCACUCCAAAGUGUUUAAAAAUGGAAACUGCCUGCUGACAGAUGACAACUUUGUACUGGUGGGCUCCUUCAUCGCCUUCUUCGUUCCUCUAACCAUCAUGAUUGUCACCUACUUCUUGACCAUCAAUGCUCUGCAGAACGAAGCCACGCUCUGCUUGGACCAGCUCGUUCCACGUCCCAAAUGGAGCACCACGUUCACACUGAACUUCUUUCCUCAAAGCUCUGUAUCCUCUGAGAAACUCUUCAGGCGCUCAAUAAGCCGAGAGGUCGCAGGAAGAGGAAGCAGUGGUGGCCUCAGUGGUGCUCGUGAGAGCAUCUCUGGUUCGAUGUUUGGACGGCGCACAAUGCAGUCCAUCAGCAAUGAGCAGAAGGCAUCGAAGGUGCUGGGAGUUGUGUUUUUCCUCUUUGUGGUCAUGUGGUGCCCGUUUUUCAUCACCAACGUACUGAUGGUUGUGUGCCACCAAACCAUAUGCCACCCAGAGGUCAUGGAGGGUCUGCUAAACAUUUUUGUCUGGGUUGGAUACUUGUCUUCGGCUGUCAACCCCCUGGUCUACACACUUUUUAACAAAACAUACCGCACAGCUUUUAUGCGCUACAUUCGCUGCCAGUAUCAGCCAGAAAAAAAACCCCUUCAGCUUAUACUCAUGAACACCAUCCCACCUCUGGCUUUCAACUCCACUCAAUUACCCCUGGGUGACAUGGAGAAGUUACGCAAUGGAACAAUGCACUGUGAGAAGAAAGGAAGGAAAUUCUUCCUGCCUGGGAAAGAAACAGAGAACUGCAAACAGGGCAAAAGCCAAAGAGACAAAGACGAGAGCAGUGUGUAAAAAAUAUCAAAGAAAACCCUGGUUAAAGGUAGAUCUAUACACAUCCUGAAUCAGAAAAAUCCUACAUUUUAUCUGUUUGGUCCUUUUGAGUGAGGUGUUUGUUUGCUGAAGAUAUUAUGACUAUACCUACCAAGUUAAAGCAUAGAGAGUUGAAGUCAUGAGGUUAAUCCAGUAAAAAAGGUAAAAGGAAUUAUUGCAUUCUCAAAAAUCUUUUGAGCACAUGCACAUUUUAGAAUCAUCCAACUUCUCAUCAUUCAAUUAGACCUAGAACAACUGAAUGAAACUUAUCACUUUCUGAUUGAGUGGUUAAUUGCAGAUUCAAAAUUUCUAUUUGAGAUCUAACUGCUUUUUAACGACAUUCUUCUAUGUAAAGAAAGAACUACACUUUUAGCCACCUGGCCACAAUCAAAGAUGUCAUGUUUGCUAAGAUUAUUGUAUUUUUGUAUAAUUUUACUUUCCUUUGGCACUCACCUGUAAAUCCAGAAGCUUGUUCACUCUGCCAGCUGCCUGGCAUCCUACCUUUCAAUAAACUGUACCUUUGGGUAGAUCACGGGGGAUUAUACUGGAUUUGCUCCCACUUCGUGGAACAAAGGUGUUGAAGAGGGAAAACCUGUAAUACCUUGACUCCUAACACUCACAAAGGUCAGAUUAAGCUGCCAAAAAAGAGAAAAAACUUUCUGCCUCUGUUCUGUUGAAACUCUGUAUGAAUAGGGUUAAAAAUAUUAUAUUUUAAAGUGUGAAGAUCAUUCUUAUAUUGUAUUGCCGCUAUGAAGACUGCAAAAUGAGAUUAUAAUGACAGCAAAUAAAGAAGAUUUAAAUGUUGAUGUAACCCUUGUAAACGUCACAGUUCAUAUUGUGUUCCAAACUAUCAGUGCGCAUUUCCACAGUUGUUUCAAUCACAACACAUGGUGUCCAGUGCUCUGAUAGGUGGUUACCAAAUGUUUAAACUUUUGUGUUAAAAUCUGUGAAUGUGGAACUUCUGCAACACUGAACAAUUUUGACUCAUUAAUGCAGAAUGUGGUGUUCAGGCCAGAGUUGCACAUUGUGCAUCAUCGUCUGGGACAUAAAGCAGAACUGGGUUCUUUCAAAGGAAGUAUGUUAAUUUUUAUAUCAACUGAAAUUGUCAAUGUGCCCU
Messenger RNA from Girardinichthys multiradiatus, 3854 nucleotides. RefSeq names its product 5-hydroxytryptamine receptor 2A-like. Bases 1250 to 2719 code for a protein of 489 amino acids. Gene Ontology annotation, biological process: G protein-coupled receptor signaling pathway, coupled to cyclic nucleotide second messenger; chemical synaptic transmission. Gene Ontology annotation, molecular function: G protein-coupled serotonin receptor activity; neurotransmitter receptor activity. The record is from RefSeq and is a predicted model, not a curated record. Gene Ontology annotation, cellular component: dendrite; plasma membrane. NCBI's taxonomy places the organism in Eukaryota, Metazoa, Chordata, Actinopteri, Cyprinodontiformes, Goodeidae. The transcript has 3 exons.